CGAGUAUAUAGUGACCCUCAAAAUCAAGAUUCUAGCAUGGAUGGACCUCUGAAUGAUACAAUGAAUGGGCAUGCUGACAAUGUGGAGGAUGAUGAUCUGCAGGUAGAAUACGAAAACCUUAGUCAUGUACAGAAGAGGCAGAAUCUUAUGAUGCAGAGAAAAAUAGAUGUUCUUUGCUCAAAGAAACAGAUGGAGCAAGAUGAUUAUGUGGAGAAUGAGGAUCUGCCAGCACAUUACAAAGAUAAUUGUAGUAACGAUAAG
This is a messenger RNA of Striga hermonthica, 261 nucleotides long. Lineage: Eukaryota; Viridiplantae; Streptophyta; Magnoliopsida; Lamiales; Orobanchaceae. The record is from the annotation of a GenBank genome assembly.